GCCCCUGAGGUAAGGGAGGAGGGCAGCGGAGCGCGCGCAGUGCUGGAGCCGGCCAGGAGCGGCUGAGUGGAGCGCAGGGCGGCGGCGCGAUGGCUCCUGCCGGGGACCGCAAGGGCUACUGGGGCCCCACGACCUCCACUUUGGACUGGUGCGAGGAGAACUACGCAGUGACCCAGUUCAUCGCCGAGUUUUGGAAUACAGUGAGUAACUUGAUUAUGAUCAUACCUCCAAUUUUUGGUGGAAUUCAGAGCAUUAGAGAUGGACUGGAGAAGCGGUAUGUUGCUGCUUAUCUAGCACUCACAGUGGUAGGAAUGGGAUCCUGGUGCUUCCACAUGACUCUGAAAUAUGAAAUGCAGCUCUUGGAUGAACUCCCAAUGAUCUACAGCUGCUGCAUAUUUGUAUACUGCAUGUUUGAAUGUUUCAAGAUGAAGAACUCAGUAAACUACCAUCUGCUGUUUACCCUAGUUCUAUUCAGUUUAAUAGUAACCACAGUUUACCUAAAGGUGAAAGAACCUAUAUUCCAUCAGGUCAUGUAUGGAAUGUUGGUCUUUACAUUAGUACUUCGAUCUAUUUAUAUUGUUACAUGGGUUUAUCCAUGGCUUAGAGGACUUGGUUAUACAUCCUUGGCUAUCUUUUUAUUGGGGUUUUUAUUAUGGAAUGUAGAUAACAUCUUUUGUGACUCACUGAGGAGCUUUCGAAAGAAGGUGCCACCCAUCCUAGGUGUUGCCACACAGUUUCAUGCAUGGUGGCAUAUUUUAACUGGCCUCGGUUCUUAUCUUCAUAUCCUUUUCAGUUUAUACACAAGAACACUUUACCUGAGAUACAGGCCAAAAGUGAAGUUUCUCUUUGGAAUCUGGCCAGUGAUCAUGUUUGAACCUCUGAGGAAGCACUGAUGAAUUAUUCCACCAAGAAAAGAAAAAACACCUACUAUAGGCCUGGCAAGAUGACCAAGAAAUUUCUAAAGACUUGCACAUUUAAAGCCACUAUGCUCAUCACAGCAGACGUGACACAACCACAGAGAUGAGGAACCAGCCUGUUAGGUGUUUAGCUCCUGACUUUAUCUCAUUUGCCCUCAUCUUAAAGUGCUUAUAAAGAAAUGGAUAUAAUGUAUAUUUAUAUUCUAGAGUAGUAGAGAAAUUGGGCUUUUCUUUACAGGUUAACAGUUUGUGCUUGCCAUGGGCAAUUUUUUUUUUCUUUUUCUUUUGACAAGGGUUACAUGUUAACUCUACCUUUUUAAGCAUUUUAUUAAAUAAUGAACACAGUCAUUAAGAACUGGCAGACCCCCAUAUCCAGAUGGUUAGCUGAGCCAGCAUUUAGCUGUGUCAGCUUUGAUUUACAUUAUUAUCCUAUUAACUUCACAAUGCUUUUCUAAGAUUAAAAAAAAAAAAAAACUGGCUGUGAGAUUCUAGAUAGCAGUUCACUCUCUUGCCUUGGUGCUAGUUGGAGUUUCAUAAGCAAACUCAGACCUGUCACUGGGUUUUCUAUUUUGUCAUCUCCCAGGAUUUGCCUUGGGCUCUGUGGCCCAUAGCUAGUCAAAGAGAUGGUUCAUCUAGCAUCUUUCAGAGGCUCUCCCAGGGCACCUGGGAUGUGGCCCCUCUAGCCAGUUAAAGGCAGUUCUGCUUUCUUUGAUCUUUAAGUUGCUACUAUUUUGUGUUUGGCAAAUUUGACUGGUGGUGUAGCCUACCUGUAUUCUAUACUCCUAGCAUAAUUUAAGUGCAGUUAUCAGGGAAAGUUAUCAAAUUCUAAUUGCAUUAUAUAGUAUUUUACAGUUCUCAGAGGAGCCAUGGUUAUACCCAGGGAUGUGUGUCAGGUAAACUAGAGGUAAAGUGGUCAGGACUUUAAAAAAAAAAAAAAAAAUGGUCAUAACUAUUGUGCAAAAAGCUUACUAAAAAGAUUUGCUCCUUCAUUUUCUGAGGAAAAGAAAGAUGGGUUCAAAUAGUGCUGACUUAUAACUUGCCAGCAUCCAAAACUUAAAAUACUAAGUAAUGGCAGUAAAAUCUCAUUGUGAGGCAGAUGGUUCUAAUUUAGAUUUGAAUAUCUAAGGAAUUGAA
Molecule: messenger RNA, 2051 nt
Organism: Nannospalax galili (Upper Galilee mountains blind mole rat)
Lineage: Eukaryota; Metazoa; Chordata; Mammalia; Rodentia; Spalacidae
Gene: Acer3
Product: alkaline ceramidase 3
Exons: 11
Coding region: 90-893 (267 amino acids)
Biological process (GO): ceramide metabolic process; phytosphingosine biosynthetic process
Cellular component (GO): endoplasmic reticulum membrane
Source: RefSeq, a predicted model, not a curated record